ACAAAUAUUUACAUUAUCUUCUUAUUCUCUUUCAUUAUUUUUGUACCAAAAUAGUUGUUCAAAUAUCAUUGCUACAUGAUAAAAACCCCUUCUAUUUUCAAAAAAAAAAAAACAAAACACUGAUCUCCUAUCUGUGCCACCGUCUACCACCAUAACAGAUAGAGGAAAUGAGGCAGAUGAAGCCGUUGGAGUUGUUUCACGAUUUGGUCAAAACAACAAAGAACGAACGUGGAAGGUUGAUGGGUUUAGAUGUCGGUGAUAAAUAUGUUGGUCUCGCUCUUUCUGAUUUUGAUAACAAAGUUGCUUCUCCUUUCAGUGUUCUCGUCAGGAAGAAGAGUAACGCUAGUUUAAUGGCUGCUGAUUUUAAGAGUCUGAUCUCUAAAUAUUCCUUGAAGGGUCUUGUUAUUGGCGUCCCUUUUGAAUAUAAUCUGGUUUCUCCUGAUGCUGUGCAAGUGAAGGUCCUCAUUGAUAACCUCCGUAGAACAAACAUGCUUGAAGGUCUAAAGUAUACAUAUUGGAAUGAGUGCUUCACAUCAAAGAAUGUGGAGUUAUUCUUAAAGCCUUUGAACUUCAAAAAUGCAGUUCAGUCUAAAACUAUGCUAGACAAGUUUGCUGCUGUAGGAAUACUUCAAGGGUACAUGGACUAUGCCAACAGAAAAGCAAAGCAGAGAGCACUGGAGUAAGGCUUCUUAAUAGUGUAGAGGCAUGCACCAGAAAUAACAUCUAGAAACAUCUUAAUUUAAAGGUAGUGUGAUGGCAUGACAUAGGAUUUAAUCUUUUCCUAUAUUUGUUUUCUCCAUUCAAGACCUGAAAUGAAAAUGGAAAAUACUAGUUAUUACGACUAGUUUGCCACAAGAAAGCGAAGAAUUGAUCUGUGCCCCUCAUCUUAUUCCCACACCACCUCAUAUAUUGUGCCGCGUAUUGCUAUUUUGUUUUUUUUCAUUAAUAUAAGUGUAACUCUUCGCUUUCGUGCCACAAAUUUUCGUACAGAAGAGCAAUGCUCAAUGAAAAUAUAACCUUUCCCUGUUGAGUCUGA
Messenger RNA from Medicago truncatula (barrel medic), 1036 nucleotides. Its product is annotated as putative pre-16S rRNA nuclease. Bases 168 to 683 code for a protein of 171 amino acids. NCBI's taxonomy places the organism in Eukaryota, Viridiplantae, Streptophyta, Magnoliopsida, Fabales, Fabaceae. Gene Ontology annotation, biological process: rRNA 5'-end processing. The transcript has 8 exons. The record is from RefSeq and is a predicted model, not a curated record.